AUGGUAGCCUCAAACCAGACGAUGGUGACAGAGUUCAUCUUACAGAGUUUCACCGAAAACCCUCAGCUUCAGGCUCUCUUCUUUAGCCUCUUCCUGCUUCUCUUCGUAAUGGCUCUCGCGGGAAAUGUCCUCAUCAUCGCGGCUAUCCACGUCAGCACCAGACUCCACCUGCCCAUGUAUUUUUUCCUGGCCAACCUGGCCAUUCUCGAUAUCAUCUGCACUUCGUCAAUUCUCCCCAAAGUUCUGCAGAACCUGAUCGCGGUGAAGAAAACCAUCUCCUAUGGUGGCUGUAUGAAUCAAAUGUUCUUCUUCACUUGGUCCCUGAGUUCAGAGCUGCUUCUCUUCACGGCGAUGGCCUAUGACCGCUAUAUGGCUAUUUGCCAGCCUUUGCACUACAGCAAGAUGGUGAGCAAGACAGUGUGCAUUGGUUUGGCUGCCUUUGUGUGGAGUGUUGGCGGGCUCAACUCUGUACUCCUCACGGGUCUGGUCCUCAGAUUAUCCUUCUGUGGGCCCAACUUCAUCACUCACUUCUUCUGCGAAAUCCCCCCAGUACUGCUGCUUUCUUGUACCCCAACCUACUGGAAUGACAUCAUGACCAUCAUGGCAGAUAUGUUCCUGGCCGGCCUGAAUUUCUUCCUCACCAUGGUAUCCUACAGCUUCAUCAUAGCCAGCAUCAUGAAGAUCCGCACCAGCGAGGGAAAGAAGAGAGCAUUCUCCACAUGCUCCUCCCAUCUCACCGUGGUGACCCUCUAUUACUCCACUGUGCUUUAUACUUACAUCCGUCCAGUUCUGGGGACCUCGGGAUUUCUGGACAAAUUGGUGUCAGUAUUGUACACGGUCUUGACUCCGACACUGAACCCCCUCAUCUACACACUGAGAAAUAAAGAUGUCAAAGUGGCGUUAAAGAAACUCUUCCCAUUUCCACCGUCUUAG
Molecule: messenger RNA, 933 nt
Organism: Tachyglossus aculeatus (Australian echidna)
Lineage: Eukaryota; Metazoa; Chordata; Mammalia; Monotremata; Tachyglossidae
Product: olfactory receptor 13A1-like
Exons: 1
Coding region: 1-933 (310 amino acids)
Biological process (GO): G protein-coupled receptor signaling pathway
Cellular component (GO): membrane
Molecular function (GO): G protein-coupled receptor activity; olfactory receptor activity
Source: RefSeq, a predicted model, not a curated record